CAUCCCUGUAGUGUCACAGUACACCUGUGCGGUGUCACUUCCUCUUCUCUGGCUCGAAGCUCCACCUUGGCUGGGCUCACCUUCCACUUCUCACAUUACCUCAGCGAAGAGAGCCCGCCCAUCAGCCUUCAGGGACCACUGUUUUGCCAGGCACAACCCUGCUCAAAGGGGGGCCCACAGCAGUGCAAAUCUCCCAAGACUUGAUGGCUGCUCUGGCCAGAAGCCGAAGCAUGAAUGCUGUGAACUUUGCCCCUGAAAAAUCUGCUCUGUGGAAUGAAAGGCAUCUAAGACUGCUGGAUUACCUUUUUUGCGUACCUUAUUUAUGAAGUCAGAGCUCCAAGAAGGGAGGGACUUAAGAACUGAGCAAGUGAGUGUGUUUGUGUACUUUGGGAGGAAGGGAGGGAAGGAGAGCCCAUAUCACACAGCGCUGAGGAGGAGGCAGGACUUUACAGACUAGAAACUAAACGGCGCAAGUGAGCUGUCGAGACACUUAAGUUUCUCAGGUUCUGUCGCUGUGGAAAAAGAAGUGGCUUUUGGUUUUCUCUUUCCCGCUGGGGCCUCUGGAGAGGCAGGGCCCAGCAGGCCAGCUGGGACCACUGUUGGAGCAUGGGACACAGUGCGAGCACAGAAACUGUGCCCCAGCAACCAGGCCUACAUAACACGGAUGAUGAUGUCAACCUGGAGCAAAACACAACAGGAGGGGAAGAGGGAAACUCGGGUGGGGGAACUCCGCCGGCCAAACGCAAAGGCAAAUUCAAAGUUGGGAAGAUUUUCAAGCCCUGGAAAUGGAGAAAGAAGAAGCCAAGUGAGAAAUUUGCUGAAACGUCUAUAGCCUUGGAAAGAAAAAUUUCUGUACGAAAGAGUCGUCAAGAGCUCAUUGCAAGAGGAGUGCUUAAGGAAAUUCCUGAGAAUGAGAGCAACAAUGUGAACCACAAAAAAGUUCCUCCUGUAAAGAAUGGCCAUCCAGUGCCAAUGGAUGGGGACCGGUUGUCCCGUGCAGAGUCAGACAUCAAGAACAACGCCCUACGCGCCCCCCAGGCAGAAGAGCGCCGGUCCAGGAUCCCCUCGGACUCCUCCCGCUCCAACCGGGCCCCACUGGACGUAGAUUCUCACACACGGCUGUCUCUGGAUGAAGAACGCAGAAUCCGCCUCCCCUCAGACGACAAGAGUGGAGGCUCUCUGUCCCGUGGACAAUCUCAGGAUGAUAGAUACAGGUACAGAGAAGAAGGUGACCGACGGGAUGACUUCAGAGACAGGAGAGACUGGAGGGAAGACCGGGGGGACCGAAGAGACCGGGAAGACAGAGAAAGACGGGAUCGAGACGAGCGCGAGAGAAGAGAAAGGGAGAGAGAUGAAAAAGAAAGAAGAGGUAAAGAUGACAGGCCUGAAAGAGAUGAAAAAGAAAGAAGAGGUAAAGAUGACAGGCCUGAAAGAGAUGAAAAAGAAAGAAGAGGUAAAGAUGACAGGCCUGAAAGAGAUGCAAAAGACAGAAGAGAUAGAGAAAGGAGAGAGAGGGACAGAGAUGAGCGAGAAAGAGGGGAGAGGGAAGAGCGAGAAAAGAGAGACCGAGACGAAAGAGAAAAGAGCGAUCGAGAGGAGAGAGAAAGGAGAGACAGAGAUGAAAAGGAAAGGAGGGAAAGAGAAGAUAAAGAGAGGAGAGAACGAGAUGAGAGGGAACGAAGAGAGAGGGAUGAAAAGGAAAGAAGGGAUAGAGAAGACCGAGAAAGAAGAGAACGAGACGACAGGGAGCGGGAGAGAAGGGAGCGGGACGAAAGAGAGCGCAGAGAGAGAGAUGACAGAGACCGAAUUGAGGACAGGAGGGACGACAGUGACUGGCGUGUAGAAAGAGACAGGAGGGAUGAAGACCGAGAGAGAAGAGCAGACGAGGGGAACAGGAGGAACGAGCGAGAGAGGAGAGAGGAGCGGGACCGACGGGACGACAGGGACCGGAGGGACCGGCCUGAACCACAGCGCUCAGUGGACGACCAUCGACCCGUCAUCAGGCCUAGCUCUGACAAUGACACCAGGCCUGUUCUGCAGAAGAGCUCCUCAGAGGAAUCCAGGAGAGCACGGCCUGUGUCUGAUGCCAGCGGCCGGAGCACAUUACCCCGCUACGUGUCCCCUACUGAGUUCAGGGACCGCUCAGAGUCUGUCGGUGUCCGCCCGUUCAAAGACCCCCAACCGGACCCCCCUCUCCUGAAACAAGCCCUGCUGCCCCCUACCUCCAAAUUCUCUUCCUCCACCUCCUCCUCCUCCGAUCUCCCCCGCAGCGCCACCCCCCCGUCCUCUUCCUCUUCCUCCUCAUCUUCUGCAUCGUCCUCCUCUGCACCCGUCCCGAUGGCCAAACCCCCGCGGACAGUCUCGCUCAUUGUCAGCGAUGAUCCCCCCAGAGUCACCUUACCACAGGACGGUGACACACCUCCCCCUGUCCCGCCCCACGCCAAGCAGCCCCCGCCUCCUCCCCCCAAACCCAGCAACCGCAACAGCACCAUCCCCGUCACCGCGGAUCAUCCUCAGCCUGGUGUCAUCGUCGUUCCUGCUCCUGCCAAACGCUCCCCACCCGCUCCCCCCAAGAGGACCACGCCCAUCACCAAACGCCAUUCUGUGGACCCGACCCCUCCUCCACCCCCUGCUCACGUUCCCGAAUCCCCCACUUCUGGCUCUGCCAACGCCCCCGCUCUCAUACCCCCACGAACGGACAGCCUAGAGGACAAACCACAACCGCUCCAAGCCAUAACCGAUUCUUUACCAUCACCACCAUCCCACAUCCCUCCGUCUCCUCCGCGCUCGCACUCUCUCCCCCCACAGCCCAGCUCCACAUCUGCGCCUGGGCCUGCUAGACAGCCGGAUCCCCCCAGCCCGACCACGGAGCCCCCCAGCCAGCCCCCCACCGUCCCACUGCACAUCCUGAUCCAGAGAGCGUUGAACAGUCCAAGUCCGAUGCAGCCCAAUCCGGACAAGUCACAGAGGGCACACUCGCUGCUGUUCGAGUCUCCCCCCGAUGUGUUGGCAGAGGAAGGGGGGAACUCUCGAUACUCACUGCCCGUCACAAUCGAACCACUCAGGCUGCCUGAAGACGACGACUUUGACAUGGAAGAGGAGCUACGGAAGCGCCAGGCCUCCAGAGUCCAGGUCCGCCACGAGAUGGAGCCACGCAGUCGCCGGGCACUGGUGGGGGACCCCCGGGUGUCUGUGAUCCCCGAGGGAGGGGGCCCUGGGGACAGUGAGGAGGAGUCAGACUCUGACGGACCCAUCCUGUUCAGGGAUGACGAUGAAGAUGAGGAUGAGGAGGGACCCCCAAGCGGGUUAGCGAGCCGAGUGAAGAGGAAAGACACACUGGCACUGAAGCUGGAACGACAGGAGCGUGAGGACGCUCAGGAGCAGCACGACCACAUGAGCUGGAACAACCAGGAGCAGUGGGUCCAAGUGCGCAACAAGAUCGGCACUGCUCUCACACGGCGGCUGAGUCAGAGGCCCACUGCAGAGGAGCUGGAGCAGCGGAAUAUUCUUCAAGCCAAAAACGAAGCAGACCGGCGACUGGAGCGCUGUGAGAUCAAACGCAGGCUCACCAGAAAGCUGUCCCAGAGACCCACUGUGGCUGAGCUGCAAGCCAGAAAGAUCCUGCGUUUUCAUGAGUACGUGGAGUGUACUCACGCCCAGGACUACGACCGCCGAGCUGACAAACCCUGGACAAAACUCACCCCUGCGGACAAGGCCGCCAUCCGAAAGGAGCUCAACGAAUUCAAGAGUUCAGAGAUGGAGGUUCACGAGGAUAGCCGCAUCUACACCCGGUUUCACCGACCUUAGCUCUCCGGGCCCACCGCCGAAGCACUUAACCGGGAACGAAGCGGACGAUGCGCAGAUCGUACACUGGAACAGAUACAGCGGCUCCACUGUCCUCCACUGUCUACUACUACUACUACUACUACUACUACUGCUGCUGCUUCUACUGAAAUGUAUAAAGAAGGCAGCUCUCCAGAGUGUGCGGGCUGUCCGUGUUCAAACGUGCCUUGUGCCAACACUAAGAAGGCGGCUAGAAAACACAACCAAGCAGUCCCGAAAUGUAUUGCCUUAUAAUCUAGACUACUGGUUUCCUCGCAUGAUGGGAAGUGAAAUAUUUUAGCACUGGUACAUUUAAAGGUGGGUUUUCAUUGUGGUGGUACAGCAUGGGUUGGGGUCAUUAAUGGUCAGUUAGGAGAGGUGGCUAUAUUAACUUUUAAACUGACUCUCAAGCGCCCCCUGCCUGGUUUAAGAGGAAUUUCAAAUUCCAUUCAUCACUGUAGUAAACAAUUUUUUUUUUUUUUAAUUUUGGGUGAUGGAAUUGUACGGUACACUUUUUGUGACCUUUUUUUCAUAAUCUUGGUCAACUUAUCCCAUGCUGUGCUAUUUGGGUGGAAAUGCUGCUUCAAACCACUGGCUUCCUCACAUAACUGGAAGCGUUAGCAUUUGUAGCACUGUUUAAGGUACUCCUUGGCUAACUGCGGUACCACUACACUGACAAAUGUUCUCAAUUUGUAAAUGGUACCACUCGUAAGCCUUACUAGUACUCACUUUUGUAAAUUUUCAUUAAUGUGAAAACCUCAUAAACUUAUGCUUUUAUCAUAAUUAUUUUUCUGACGCUCUUUAAUAAAGUCAGAGCAUUUUACUGUAAAUUCUCAAUGAUUUUGUACGAAUCUUCCCAAGCACAUAUCUCUAGUUAUUGUUUAUUGUAAAGUCGCACCUUACGUUCCUCAACUGGGUGUAUAGAGAAUUUAAACAUUUCUUAAUUUUGUAAUUCUGCAAAAUGAACUGAAUUUGGAAAGUGUACAUACUUUUAUUUUUUUUCUUUUAUGAUACUUUGUAUGUGCGGCUAACUCGCUGUAUUUGUGUAGAUUCCAUUGACUGUACAUCUACUGUAUUUCUGACAUAUUUUAAUUGUAAAGUAUUUGUCAACAUAGUAAUGGUACAUAAUAUUUUCUUUUUUGAUACAGAGAUCUUCAAAGUUUUCCUGAGAACUACACUGUAAAAUGACACUGAAAAUUAAACCUAAUAACUUGUGAUUACACUUC
This is a messenger RNA of Periophthalmus magnuspinnatus, 5048 nucleotides long. It is a transcript of the gene phactr4a, whose product is annotated as phosphatase and actin regulator 4a. The transcript is spliced from 13 exons. The coding region runs from base 607 to 3807 and encodes 1066 amino acids. Gene Ontology annotation, biological process: actin cytoskeleton organization; neural crest cell migration. The record is from RefSeq and is a predicted model, not a curated record. Gene Ontology annotation, molecular function: actin binding. Lineage: Eukaryota; Metazoa; Chordata; Actinopteri; Gobiiformes; Gobiidae.